This is a messenger RNA of Kickxella alabastrina, 1667 nucleotides long. RefSeq names its product citrate synthase. The transcript has 2 exons. Gene Ontology annotation, cellular component: mitochondrial matrix. NCBI's taxonomy places the organism in Eukaryota, Fungi, Kickxellomycota, Kickxellomycetes, Kickxellales, Kickxellaceae. The record is from RefSeq and is a predicted model, not a curated record. Gene Ontology annotation, biological process: citrate metabolic process; tricarboxylic acid cycle; carbohydrate metabolic process. The coding region runs from base 321 to 1667 and encodes 448 amino acids.
CCAAUCCUUAUCUUUUCGUCCAUGCCAACACAAACAAGGGAAGGCAGUACAACAUACAAAAUGAAAUCAAGUGUUCAUUUCGUAUGUGCGGCGACUGAUGUGCAAACAGUAGCGACAGCAGCCAAGAAGAGCAAUUUCCGGAUUUUUUUAUCUAUUGGGAUGCCAUCAAUUUCCGCCAUUAACACCAUCCCCGUUAUAAGGAGGAGCCUGUCUUCAGCUCUUGUCGCAUUUACUUUCUUUUUCUUUGCUUUUUUCCUUGCUUGUUUAUAUUUUUAUUCUUUCUUAUACUAUUUUUAAUACACACUUGCUUUUAAAAAACCAUGUUUGUUCUUCGCGCCACCAGCAACGCCUCCGUCCGCUCGUCUCUCAAGCAGCGCGUCCAGGAGCUGAUUCCCGAGAAGAUUGCCGAGGUUAAGGAGGUCAAGCAGAAGUACGGCGACCGUGUUCUGGGCGAGACCACCGUUAACAUGGCCUACGGCGGUAUGCGCGGCAUCAAGGGUAUGGUCUGGGACACCUCGCUCCUCGAUGCUGAUGAGGGUAUUCGCUUCCGUGGCCUCUCCAUCCCUGAGGUUCAGGAGACCCUGCCCAAGCCCAAGGGUGCCACCGAGACCACUCCCGAGGCCCUCUUCUGGCUUCUGCUCACCGGCGAGGUGCCCACCCAGGCCCAGGCCCAGUCCAUCACCGAUGAGCUCAACUCGCGCGCGUCGCUGCCCGAUUUCGUCAUCGACCUGAUUGACCGCUGCCCCAGCACCCUGCACCCCAUGUCGCAGUUCUCGCUGGCCGUCAACGCCAUGCAGCACGACUCGCAGUUUGCUAAGGCCUACCACGCCGGCAUCAACCGCAAGGACUACUGGGACCCCGUUUUCGAGGACUCCCUUGACCUGCUCGCCAAGCUGCCCCUCGUCGCGUCGCGCAUUUACCGCAACGUCUUCAAGGAUGGCAAGCACGGCUCCAUCGACACCUCGGCCGACUACUCGCAGAACUUUGCCAACCUCCUCGGCUUUGGCGAGAACCGCGAGUUUGCCGAUCUGAUGCGCAUGUACCUUGUUAUCCACUCCGACCACGAGGGCGGCAACGUCUCGGCUCACACCACCCAUCUUGUUGGCUCGGCGCUGUCCGACCCCUACCUGUCGUUCGCCGCUGGCCUUAACGGUCUUGCUGGUCCCCUGCACGGCCUCGCCAACCAGGAAGUCCUGCGCUGGAUCCUUAACAUGCAGAAGGAGAUCGGUACUGACACCCCCACUGAGGAGCAGAUCCGCGACUACUGCUGGGCGACCCUUAACUCGGGCCGCGUUGUCCCUGGCUACGGCCACGCUGUCCUGCGCAAGACCGACCCUCGCUACAUGGCCCAGCGCGAGUUCGCCCUCAAGCACCUGCCCGAGGACAAGCUGUUCAAGACUGUCAGCGCGCUGUACAAGGUUGUCCCGGGUGUCCUGACUGAACACGGCAAGACCAAGAACCCCUGGCCCAACGUCGAUGCCCACUCGGGUGUCCUCCUCCAGCACUACGGCCUCGUCGAGCAGGACUACUACACCGUCCUGUUCGGUGUCUCCCGCGCCUUCGGUGUCCUGUCGCAGCUCAUCUGGGACCGUGCUCUCGGUUUCUCCAUUGAGCGGCCCAAGUCGCUGACCACUGAGGCCAUCCGCAACAUAUUCGAGAAGAAGUAA